Molecule: messenger RNA, 2232 nt
Organism: Lodderomyces oxycetoniae
Lineage: Eukaryota; Fungi; Ascomycota; Pichiomycetes; Serinales; Debaryomycetaceae
Gene: MDL2
Product: Mdl2p
Exons: 1
Coding region: 1-2232 (743 amino acids)
Biological process (GO): oligopeptide export from mitochondrion
Cellular component (GO): mitochondrial inner membrane
Molecular function (GO): ABC-type oligopeptide transporter activity; ATP binding; ATP hydrolysis activity
Source: RefSeq, a predicted model, not a curated record
AUGGUUUCUAAAUCCUAUAGAUGCAACCGGUACCUUAACCUACUGUUUCAUUAUCGACAUUUCUCGACUCAAAACGAGACAGCAACCCAGCUAAAGUCAAAUAGUUCUUCAGUUCGUUCUCAUUUGGAAUCUGCUAGGUUAAAGCAACGGGAUAUCAAGAAAGAAGAGACAAAGAAAUUGUCUAAUUCCAAUAAACAAGCGUUUCGACAAAAUAUAAAGGUUAUAGCACGAAUAUUGAAGUUGGGCAAGCCCGAUUGGAAGCUUUUCUUAUUAGCCAUUGGUUUCAUUUUAUGCGCUGUUUUAUACCCUACUACUGCCGUUAGAUUGGUGGGAGCAGCUCUUGAUGCCUUUAACUCAGAUACAAAGGAUUCCGAUGGCGAUUUGAUUGUAUGGGGCCACAAAUGCUCCACUGUUAUUGCACUCAUGGUUCCCUUUAUGUGUUUGAGCGCAGUUUGUUUUUGGGCAAGAAUAUGGGUUUUGAAAGUUUUGGGAGAGCGUUUGGUUGCUAGGCUUAGGACCAAGGUCAUGAAGAACUUGCUACGUCACGAUGCAAAGUUUUACGAUAAUGAUAAGAACAAGGUUGGUGAUUUGAUUAGCAGAUUGUCGAGUGAUGCAUACGUAAUGAGUAAAUCAAUCACAAGCAACUUGCCUGAUGGAUUGAAAAAUUUACUUUUUGGUAUUAUUAGUUCCUAUAUGAUGUAUUCCAUUAAUCCGUUAUUGUUUGGCGUGAUGUUACUUAUUUCGCCUCCAAUAACUAUUGGAUCUGUAUGGUAUGGAGAAAAGAUUAGGAAACUAUCUACAAAGUUACAAAAUGCCACUGCUGGAUUGACAAAAGUCAGUGAAGAAACAUUGAACUCUGUGAUGUUGGUGAAAGCUUUUACUAGUGAGCAGAAGGAGUUGGCAAGGUAUAGUGCAAGGUUGAGGCAAGUGGUAAAUGUGGCAAAACAAGAAGCAUUGGCUCAAUCAAAUUAUUCCGUUAGCAUAUAUACACUAUAUCAUGCAGGUUACUUAUCUUGUGUUGCAAUUGGUAUCUGGCUAAUGAUGCGCGGACAAAUGACUGCAGGGGAUGUUGUUGCUUUUACCAUGUACCUGGAGUUUUUCAACCUGGCCUUGUACAGUUUGACCACCACUUAUCUUGAAUUGAUGAAGGGAGCUGGAGCUGGUGUCAAACUUUUCAAGUUGAUUGAUUACAAAAGUGAUGUUGCGCCAAUCAAGGGUGAAAAAGUGAAAUCAUUGCCUAAUCAAGUCGAGUUUCGACAUGUGUCAUUUAGCUAUCCAACGCGACCCAAUGACAAGGUUUUUGACGAUUGCAGUUUUAAAAUCAAGAGCUCAAGCAGUACAUGUAUUGUUGCACCCUCCGGUGCUGGGAAAUCCACUGUUGCGGCGUUACUACUACGCUCUUACAAUAUACAACUGGGCGAAAUACUCAUUGGAGGAAGGAAUAUUAAGGAUUUUCAAGUAAGGGAAUUGAGGCGUCAUAUUAUUGGUAUAGUUCAACAAGAGCCAGUCCUUUUAAGUGGCUCAAUUUUGGAAAAUAUUGUUUAUGGCUUAACAUUGAAACAAGUGAGUAAACUUACCAUGGAUGAUGUGAUUGCGGUUUGUAAACAAGCAAACUGCCAUGAUUUUAUCAUGAGCUUUCCUGAUGAGUAUGAUACGAUAAUAGGAAGUAGAGGUGCGUCCUUAUCUGGAGGUCAAAAGCAAAGAAUAGCCAUUGCUCGUGCAUUGAUCAAGCAUCCGCAAGUAUUAAUCCUUGACGAAGCUACAUCUGCAUUGGAUUCCAAAUCUGAAUCCCUCAUUAAUGAGACUUUGAGAAAUUUAACCAGUCAAGGUAAAAUGACCAUCAUAUCGAUUGCGCAUAGGUUAUCUACUAUUUCUAAAUCUGAGUAUGUUGUUGUACUUGGAAAGCACGGCAAUGUUAUUGAGAAUGGCAGGUUUGUUGAGCUUUUCAGCAAUCCCUAUAGCGAACUAUCCAAGCUCUUGGACGAAUCAGAAAACAAACAACAAGAAGAAAUGAUCAAUGAACAAGAAGUAGAAGAAAUAGAGCAUGCAAAUUACGAAGCAAGCGAAAUCGAGAAAAGGCAGAAGGAAUUUGGACAACUCAAACAUUUGAGAGAUUUGAUUGACUCAUUGCCAAGUGACUUGAAAGACCAACUAAUUGAAGAAAUCACGAUUGACUCGGAAAAGAGAAUGCAACGUUUGGAUUCAACUUUGGACAAGGACUUGAAAAGAUAA